CCAUCUCGUCACGUUAGCCGUGUGUGGCUAGAAGAAAGCUAGCUCGUCGCUCGCAGGCUUGUUGUGUGCGCGCUCCAAAAAACAACAACAAAAAAAACAAAAAAAACGAUUUUACCCGAAAAGAAAGCAAGCAUUUUACUCGUAAAGGUCGUGUAUAAAUCGCGAGGGGCGAAGGUGAAGGUCGAGACACCAGCCCAAACUGAUCCCAGCCCACAGUGUCAAACAUCAGACAGACGACAGCCCUGCACACAGACGCUAUGGAUCGUUCACCCACCACCGCCAGCCUGAUGGCCAGCAGCAACGUCACCAACAGGACCGACCAGCGCUCCCUCAACUCUCGGGUCUUCAUCGGCAACCUCAACACCCUGCUGGUCACCAAGGCGGAUGUCGAGGCCAUCUUCUCCAAAUACGGCAAGAUCGUGGGCUGCUCUGUCCACAAGGGCUACGCCUUCGUUCAAUACGCCAAUGAGAGGAACGCGCGGGCCGCCGUCGGCGGGGAGGACGGGAGGAUGAUUGUCGGACAAGUUCUUGACAUCAACCUGGCUGGAGAACCCAAACCUCACAGGUCAAAAACCACCAAACGCUCAGCUGGCGACAUGUACAGCAGCUCCUCGUUUGAACUCGACUACGACUUUCAGAGAGAUUAUUACGACAGAAUGUACUCAUACCCGUCCCGCGUUCCCGCUCCCCCUCCUCCCUUGUCGCGGGCUGUGAUCCCUUCCAAGCGCCCGCGGGUCAGCCUGAGCGGAGGAAGCAGCCGGCGAACCAAGAGCAGCUUCUCCUCAUCCUCCAAGAGCAGUCAGAGGACUUCAUCGUCCAAAACAAUGAAAGUGGACGAGCUGCAGACCAUCAAGCGGGAGUUGACUCAGAUUAAAAGCAAAGUGGACGAUCUGCUGGAGAGCCUGGAGCGCAUGGAGAAGGACCACGGCAAGAAGUCAGAAGCUAAGGGCAUAAAAACGGAGCCAGGUGAAGUGACAUCACCUCCACACCCGAGCAACAAGAAGGACGAGGGGCUGAAGAGAGACCGGGAGAGCCAGGAGAUGAACGACUCGGAUGAGGAUGAUGACGACGACGACGAGGAAGAGGAGGGAGACCUGCUGGAGGAGGAAGAGGUGAAGAGUCAAGAGAGGGAGGACGAGGAGGAAGAAGAGGAGGAGGAAGGAGAACACGUGGAAGGUGACGAUGACGGCGACAGUGUCAACGGUGAGGAGGACUCGUAGACCCGGACCAUACCGACGCAUGCAGCGUACACACAGCUUCCAGUAGGAACUCGGACUCCUGUUUUAACACUCAUAUUG
Molecule: messenger RNA, 1298 nt
Organism: Larimichthys crocea (large yellow croaker)
Lineage: Eukaryota; Metazoa; Chordata; Actinopteri; Sciaenidae
Product: heterogeneous nuclear ribonucleoprotein C
Exons: 9
Coding region: 258-1220 (320 amino acids)
Cellular component (GO): nucleus
Molecular function (GO): RNA binding
Source: RefSeq, a predicted model, not a curated record